ACACAAAUAAUUGAGCUCUUUCUUCUCUGCAUACGCACCUCACAGUCCUCACUAUCGCAUCAUUAUCCAUUUAUCAAACAGUUGCUACAAACUAAAUAUUCAGAAACUACGAUGAUAUCUUUAGUCACGAAUACAGAAUUCAUCUCCUUGUAUAUAUUAAUUCUGGUGUGUUGUUGCUACUGUAUUUCAGCUAAAGACAACAUAACGACUGGGGAAUUUAUCAAUGAUGGUCCUGAUUACUUAGAAUCUUCUGGGAAGAAGUUUCAAAUGGGCUUCUUUCCACAUGGAAAAACAGAAAUAAGAAGAUAUGUGGGGAUAUGGUAUACGAGGGAUCCAAAGACUGUUGUGUGGGUUGCUAACCGUGAUAACCCAUUGAUGGAUUCCACUGGAAUUCUUACUGUUGCGGAAGACGGUAGUGCUAAGCUGUUAAAUGGAAAACAAGUUGAAUACUUCUCUACAGACAUUUCAGUUGGAGCUUCUUCAACGGCACUGAAGUUGUUGGAUGACGGAAAUGCCAUAUUAAUAAAUGUUAUAUCAGGAAACAUAUUAUGGCAGAGCUUUCAAACUCCAACAGAUACUCUUCUUCCUGGAAUGAAGAUGGUCGAUAAUAACUUAAAGUUGACAUCAUGGAAAAGUCGAGAAGACCCAGGGUCUGGAAGCUUCGAGUUUCAGCAAGACCCUGGUACAAACCGAUACUUCAUUUUGGAGGAAUCAACCAAGCUUCGAUGGAAAAGUGGGAACAAGUCGACGAAAAGUUUUGAUGAGAAUCAAAUUUUCACUCAGGCAUUCUUGUUGCUGUCAAACAGUACUACCACAAAAACACGAUCCAUCAUUGGGAAAAAAUGUUACACGUAUUCUUCCUGCAUAAAGGAUGAAAGUUAUCUGGUGAUCGAACCUUACUCAAGGUUGUUAAUGAACCAUACAGGGCAUAUACAAUAUCUUAGCUGGCCUCAAAAUUCAACUCAAUGGGUUUUGGAUUGGCAAGAGCCCAAAGAUAACUGUAGCGUGUAUAAAGUGUGUGGCUCAUUUGGGAUUUGCAGCGAAAAUAAGGACACAUUCAAAUGUAGUUGCUUACCUGGAUUUGAACCAACUAAUUAUAAUUCACCUGAUGAUUAUAGUGCUGGAUGCAAAAGAUCGUCUGAAAUCAGCUGUCUCCCAGGAAGUAAUGACGCAUUCCUGACAAGAACUAUGAUUAGUAUGGAUGAUACAACUUUGCCCUUCUAUAAAUCAGAGAAUGAAUCAGCAUGCAAGAAGAAGUGCCUUAAAGACUGUCAGUGCCUUGCUUAUUCUUAUAUUUCUCAAAACAAGCUGGGAGGCUUAGUGGAUGAAAGUCGCAAUGUGGAGAGCUCUGGUUGCUGGUUCUGGAACUCUGAACCAGAUAAUCUUAGAGAGAACGGUGUACAUACUAUCUCCUUUCGUGUUUCUAAGUUAUCAAAAGCACCUAUAAUUAGUCAACCACCCGAAUCGGAGCCAAAGCCAACAGAAAAAUCAUCAUUUGUGAAACGUGUUCUUGCUAUUGUUAUCAUUGUUUCAACGCUGGUGCUUUUGUCAUUGUGUGGCAUUAGCUAUAUUUUAUACAAAAGAUUAAUGAAUAGAAGAGAAAACAACGAAUUGCAUUCGAAUGAUACACGGAGACGUAUGAAGGAGUUACUCGAUCCAGAUCACUCAAAAGAAGAUGACAGAGAAGGCAUUGAUGUGCCAUAUUUUGAGCUGGAAAGCAUAAUAGCUGCUACUGAUGACUUUUCAGAGAAAAAUAUGCUUGGACAAGGUGGUUUUGGGCCUGUUUACAAGGGUAAGCUUCCUGGAGGCGAAGAAAUUGCAGUGAAGAGGUUGUCAAGCCUCUCUGGACAAGGUUUGCAAGAGUUCAAAAAUGAGGUUAUGCUUAUUGCUAAACUUCAGCAUCGAAAUCUUGUUAGACUAUUGGGAUAUUGCAUCAAGGGAGAAGAACAGAUUCUUCUUUAUGAGUACAUGCCAAAUAGAAGCCUAGAUACAUUUAUAUUUGAUCGAACGCUGUGCGCAUCACUGGACUGGAAAAUGAGAUUUGAAAUCAUUAUGGGAAUUGCUAGAGGACUUAACUAUCUUCACCAUGAUUCUAGGUUAAGGGUUAUUCACAGAGAUUUGAAAACAAGUAACAUUUUGUUAGAUGAGGAUAUGAAUCCAAAAAUUUCGGAUUUUGGCUUGGCCAAGAUAGUUAAAGGUAAAGAUAUGGAAGCUAUGACCAACAGAGUUAUCGGAACCUUUGGCUAUAUGUCUCCAGAGUACGCACUAGAUGGGCUGUUCUCAGUUAAAUCGGAUGUUUUUAGCUUUGGAGUAGUGAUGCUUGAGAUUGUAAGUGGAACAAAAAAUACAGGAUUCUAUCAAUCACAGAGAAGUCUAAGUCUUUUAGGACAUGCAUGGAAUUUAUGGAGAGAAGAUAAGCCAUUUGAGUUGAUGGAUAAAGUACUAAUAGAAUCAUGCAAUUCGAGUGAGGUAUUGAAAUGUAUAAAUAUUGGACUCCUAUGUGUACAAGGAGACCCUGAUGAUCGUCCUACCAUGACCAAAGUUGUUUUGAUGCUUGGAGGUGAUAUUGUCACACUCCCAACUCCAAAAGAACCAGCCUUCAUUGCAAGAAAGGACAAUGCUACUUCCUCUUCCUCUAGUUCUUAUAAAACAGAUACGCAAUCCAAAAAUAUGUUGACAAUCACUAAGUUGGAUGGACGCUGAAAGGGUAAUUAAUUUGUCAAUGGCCUGUGUUUUGGUUUAUCGAUUGAUACUCACUUUUCUAGUAUUCUACUGUGAUCCUCAACUGUACAAAGGUGUCUCUUGCAUAAAGCAUGUUGUUAAGUGGUUUUUCCGGGGUUAAAUUUUUUAGGUCAUUCCUUUUCUAUCUAAUGUACUUAAUCACAAUAUGUACUUUAGUAAAACUGUUUAGUUUGUUGGAAGUUAGUAAGAUCAAAUGUAUAUAUGCUAAUUAUUAAAGGUAAAUUAAAUGCACAAAUUAUGAGCUA
Molecule: messenger RNA, 2987 nt
Organism: Lactuca sativa (garden lettuce)
Lineage: Eukaryota; Viridiplantae; Streptophyta; Magnoliopsida; Asterales; Asteraceae
Product: G-type lectin S-receptor-like serine/threonine-protein kinase At4g03230
Biological process (GO): recognition of pollen; protein phosphorylation
Cellular component (GO): plasma membrane
Molecular function (GO): ATP binding; protein serine/threonine kinase activity
Source: RefSeq, a predicted model, not a curated record